AUAAUUUCUCUAGUUUUUGAUUCUUGCCCAUGUAUUUCCGUAAAUCCCUUGAAACUUUCUAAAAGAGAAAAAAAGAUCAAAUUCAGACCAUGGUUUUCUCAUCUGUUACACCCUUUCUAGAUCACCACAAUUGGCAUCAACAGUUGCAACAAUCAAACCAUCAACAAGGAAGUGGUGGUGGAGGUGAAAACCCUAAUUUUCAGCCACCACUGGCGCCUCCACAACAUGGAGGUGGUGGUGGUGGUGGUGAAGGAUCAAUUCGACCAGGAUCUAUGGUGGAUCGAGCCAGAUUAGCCAAGCUACCCAUGCCUGAGCCAGGAUUAAACUGCCCUCGUUGUGAUUCCACCAACACCAAAUUUUGCUACUUCAACAACUACAGCCUCACACAGCCUCGGCACUUUUGCAAGACGUGCAGGCGCUAUUGGACACGAGGUGGUGCUCUAAGGAAUGUUCCUGUUGGAGGAGGUUGUAGGAGGAACAAAAGAAGUAACAAAAGCAGCAGAAACUCGAAAUCCCCAAGCCAAAAAGGAGCUAAAUCCAUAAGUGGGAGUCCAUCAAGAUGUAGCACGGAAAACAUAGCAACAAGUGCUCAACUUUCACAUCCACCCUCUCUUCAAUUGCCCUUCAUGAACUCAUAUGGAGGCGUUGCUGGCAAUAUUACAUCAAAUCUUGGUGGAUUUCAUACUCAAAAUGAAAUGGGUAACUUCCAACUAGGAACUGGUAGCUCAAAUGCAAAUAAUUUCAGUAACAUUUUAUCAAUUGGAAGUGGUGAGAGUUGGAGAUUGCCAUUCUUGGCUGGAAUCGAGAUACCUAAUAGUAGCAACUUAUUUCACUAUCAAAAUGAAGGAGCAGUUGAAGCACCAUCUUCAAUGACCGAGAACUCUCAGGCAGACCCUCCGGUGAAAGUUGAAGCAAACCGAGGUCUGAAUUUAUCAAGACAAAUUCUUGGGGUUUCUGAGCACACUAAUCAACAACCAUGGCCAGUGGGAAAUACAUGGGCUGACUUUUCUGGCGUCAAUACUUCUUCAACUCCAACAACACAUUUCAUAUAAUCUCACUCUUUGGGGAACUUCUUUGAUCUACUGAUGACUUUGAAGUACUCAAUUGAGUUAACUUGGACUCUCCAAACCCUAGAUAACCACCAAGAUGUGAUGAUCUUGCUCAAGAUUGAUUAGUUAUGGUUUCAUGUCUCAUGAAUGCUUGAUUGCUGAAGAAUCGAAGAGAAACAAUGGUAGGUUUGUGGUAAUCAAUUUGAAUGUGUUGAUUAGUAGUAUAUCGUGCUUGUAAUUCUACUAAUAUGUUUUGCGAGUUCAUUUACUUGUACUUAAUGUAGAAUUAAUGUUUUUAUUAAUUUGUGUGCAAGCAUGUGUGCUGUUUCUUUAUUGUGUUAUGUACUCAUAUAUAAUUAAUGAUGAUUAGCUGUUAAUCUAA
Molecule: messenger RNA, 1431 nt
Organism: Cynara cardunculus var. scolymus (artichoke)
Lineage: Eukaryota; Viridiplantae; Streptophyta; Magnoliopsida; Asterales; Asteraceae
Product: dof zinc finger protein DOF2.4-like
Exons: 2
Coding region: 90-1052 (320 amino acids)
Biological process (GO): regulation of DNA-templated transcription
Molecular function (GO): DNA binding; DNA-binding transcription factor activity
Source: RefSeq, a predicted model, not a curated record